GUUUCUGCUGUUUCCGAAAAGAAUUGCGAAACGGCAAAACAAGCCAAACUGAGAAAAGACGACAAGGACUCUACUGGUUCGACUGCGCAACCCAUCAAAUCUCAGACCAGCUCUUCGUCCGAUACCACCACCACCAGCACAACAUCCGAUUCAUUCCACAAUAAACAAUACCCGCCUGAAUACAUACAAUAUCUAGGUAAGUUACCUUGGAGACCAUCAUGAAAGUCGGAAGUGUAACCCUCCUUUUUUUUAAAAAAAAAAUAGAAUAUUUAGCAAACCCCACCGCUGCCGCUAGACCCCCACCGCUAACAAGACAAAAAAGAUAUAGUAUGUGUAGGAAUUUUGUGAAGCACAAGGGAAAAGAUCUUGAAAAGAAACUGUUUGUGCCUUCUUACUACGCAAGUUCGAAAACCUCAGACAGUUCGGAAGAUACGAAUGAAAGUAAAAAGUCAGACACGUCUUCUAAGGUCAGUGAGUGUUUAGACAAGUCUACUACUGAGACUAAGGAUAUCAUCUCGACCGACCUUAAAAAACCCUUUUUGUCUACCUCUACCAGCACAUCAGUGUCGGGGAGCAUUACGGCUGUUGAGGAGGAAUCUGAAUUCUCGAUAGGACAAACAAUUGUCAAAAGCAUCGACAGAGACUCUAGUAGUGAUUCUAGCAAUGGAAAAGAAACUGAUGAUUCUGAGGAAGAGAAUCAAGAUUUUGAUUUUAAAAAAAAGUCUUAAAAUAAAUAUCAUCUUAUAGAAGUCUUUAUUGCCCAUGCAAACAACGCCCGCCGCAGCAUAAUUUUUAUCUGUUUGCAGGAAAAUAAACAUUGGCCCGAUCAUUUUUUAAAGCCCAAUCCUUU
Messenger RNA from Mucor mucedo, 850 nucleotides. RefSeq lists its product as uncharacterized. Lineage: Eukaryota; Fungi; Mucoromycota; Mucoromycetes; Mucorales; Mucoraceae. Bases 219 to 728 code for a protein of 169 amino acids. The record is from RefSeq and is a predicted model, not a curated record. The transcript has a single exon.